Molecule: messenger RNA, 3272 nt
Organism: Dermacentor silvarum
Lineage: Eukaryota; Metazoa; Arthropoda; Arachnida; Ixodida; Ixodidae
Product: nucleolar complex protein 4 homolog
Exons: 1
Coding region: 127-1995 (622 amino acids)
Biological process (GO): ribosome biogenesis
Cellular component (GO): small-subunit processome; nucleolus; Noc4p-Nop14p complex
Source: RefSeq, a predicted model, not a curated record
CAGCAGCAAACAUGGCUGCCUCCAUUCAAAAAUCAAAACGGCGUGCAGUUCCGCGUGUGCAUUCCCGGUAGUGGUUUAUUUGCCUAUAUUUAUGAUCUCAAAUAGUCUCCAGUGAGUUGGGGGACCAUGGCUAAGCGCAAGAGAGGCAGGAAUACUCGGAGUGCGGCCAGCAAGGUCAAGAAUGGCGCCGUUACCGAAGACAGAGACAUUUCCGAUGCUGUCGAACAUCCGUCACCAAGCGAAGAGACCUUAGCAGAAGGUAAGACGGCGGAUGACUCGAUCGGCGAAACCGACAGAAACAGCGUCGUCGAAGACGAGAGAAAUUCGGACGCACCCGAGCGAUCGCGAAUCGUUCAACAAACCGUGGCGAAGCGCAAGCGUGCGGAUCUGUCGGCCAGCGAAAUCAAGAAAAAUGCCGCGUUGAUCCUCGAAGACAGAAAGAACAUCAACCUCCUCAUCGACAUCGUCGACUGUCUGUCUUCCGACUCCGAGGACGUCGUGGUCGCUGCCGCCCAAGCGGCCAACAAGGUGUUCUGUCACUUCCUCAAAACGAGCACGGCCCUGUACGAGAGCGAAGCCGAAAAACCCGCCGAAUCGCAAAACGCGCUCGAAAAGUUCAACUCAUGGCUUCGGCAGCGGUACGCCGACGCGUGGCGCCGCAUCGUCGCGAUGCUGUCAGACGCCUCGUCCUCCGGCCGCAUUCAGAGCCUUGCGCUCCAGGUCGCCAUGAAGUGGAUCGAGGUGGAGACCGUGCACAAGAAGCAGGGAGAACACCACGUCCCCAGCGCCAAAGUGGCGGACGUCGUCGAAGCGCUGCUCGACCCCGAGCGCGACAUGAAGAGCGUCAUCUCCAGGUUCAACCAGUUCCUCGACCUGGCCGACGUCAAGACGUACGCGCUCCGGGCGCUGGGCAAAGUGGCUCGGACCUGGAGGAAGAUAGACGCCCAGGCGGCUACGAAACAAGAUGGCGACGAGGACAAGGCGACGUCGAAAGAGGAAGAAGACGAGGAGGUGAAAGAGUCUUCAUCGUCUGCGACGACGAAGAAACCGGAGAUGACCGAUCGAUACCUGUCGAACCUCUAUAACCUGCUCCUGGGUUUCGACAUGACGGCGGAACCGCACAAGUCGGGAGAGCCCAUUCCCGUUUUGGGGGGCGAGAGUGUUAACUACGUCAUCAACCGCGAGCAAGAGGUCAAGCGCCUGUCGGCGGUGUGGAUCACCUUCUUGCGACAGAAGCUUCCCAUGAAGCUGUACCGGGAGCUGCUCAUCCUGCUCCCCGACAAAGUGGUGCCAUACAUGCACAACCCUCUCCUGGUCACCGACUUCUUCAUCGAGUCGUACAACCGCGGCGGCUCCUACAGUCUGCUGGCCCUUAACGGCCUCUUCUUGCUCAUCCACCGGUACCACCUGGACUACCCCAACUUCUACGAGAAGCUGUACGCCCUGCUGGAGCCGGGCGUCUUCUACGAGAAGUACCGGGCCCGGUUCUUCUUCCUCACCGACCUGUUCCUGUCGUCGUCUCACCUUCCGGCGUAUCUCGUCGCCUCGUUCGCCAAGAGGCUGGCUCGCAUGGCCCUGGCGGCUCCCCCUUACGCCCUUCUCUAUGUCAUCCCGUUCAUCGGCAACCUCCUGAUAAGGCACCGCAGUCUGGUCACCAUGAUCAACGACUCUUCGGACCGGGACGUUUCCAUAGACCCGUACGACGCGCAGCAGACGGACCCGAGCAAAUCGCAGGCUGUAGACAGCUCCCUCUGGGAGCUGAAGACGCUGCAGAGUCAUUGGUACCCGACGGUGGCCAAGAAGGCAAAGUUCAUCGACGACAACCUGCCACGAAUGGAGUGGGACUUCUCCGAACGACUCGAGGAGGGAUAUGCGGAGAUGAUGAAGCGCGCCAAGUCUGCCAAGCACAAGGAGGCGCCGACGAACUUCCACAAGGUUGAAGGACUCUUGAAGCAAAAGGAAGAGCUUCUGAGCGAGCUGUGGACAUUGGAGUGAGGACGAUCCUUAGGUUUUCACGAACUUGGCAUGAUGAAGACCAUUCCAUUGUGCGUAGAUAACAAUGUGGGCACAGUGUGUGUGCUCAGCAUCUGUUCUCACGUGUGUCCUUGAAGAGGUGUUGUGCCUGCAGGCCAUCGCUGUGCCUUUUCAUUCUGGGUGACCAUGGAUGUCUUAAACAUUGUUUGGAGUUCUGUAAUUUUUCGCUCUUCCAGCAACUCAUAUACAUCCACAUUAUCAGGACGUCUGCUGUACCUACUCAGCUACAAAGUGCUUGCAUUAAAAAAAUUACAGGAAAAAAUUCCAGAAUUACAGAAUUGCUUGCGCUAAAAAUACACUCAGGAAACUGGGUAUGAAAGUACUCAAUUACGUCAUGUUUGUAAAAAUUCUCCAAACAUUAUUAGUAGGCUACAAAGAGCUGUAACUUGCUCAGUCAUGCUGGCACAUUUUGAAUUUAGUAUGGAUAGUUGCUGAAAUACUGCAACAGUGUCACAGUUCACCUAAGGUUAUUGCAUAUGGGAGCAGCAACACAGGUAAAUUUCCUUGCUAAGCAAUAACAUCGACUGAUCAUUUUCUAGUGCUCCAGUGGCACUACGAAGGUGUGGUAAUAUCAUUGAAGUUUCUUUGCUAGAGCAAGUUUGAUAGCCAUUAUUGGUGUCUACUUAUUUUCAAAACAAAGCUUGCUUUCUGGCGUGCGUAAACUUAGUGAUGAAGAUGAAGUUGCACUGACUGGCCAAGGUCAAACGCGAGAAAGUAGAGACAUUUUAAAAAGAGCCUGUACUGGGGGUCCUUGGUCAAAUCAAUUUUCAUCAAGCACUUGAUUUAACCUUUGUAGUACUGUGAAACCAAACUCAAAGAACCGGUCGAAAAUACCAUAAGCAUGUGGCUUAUUGCAUCUGAGAUCAAUUGUCGUUGGUACUAUAGCUGAUAAAAUUUAUGCAAAAUAUUGUUUAUUCUCCUAUUUCGAAUAUGAUUUUUUUUGUUUCUAAGCAUCUCAUCCGUUAAUUUUUUCUGUGCUCCCUGGAAGCAGGAAAAGUAGGAUCUCUUGUGCAAGAUUUGAACUUCAUACCAGGCUGUGGGAAAGUGUUAUAAAAUAACCUAUAUUGCUGCUGGUAGACAAAUAAUUGCAAAUAAUUCUUUAAACUUUUUUUCAUCUUUACCAUUUAAUAUAGGCAUUUUAAUCUCGUCCUAUCGUUAUCGAGAACAUUGGUGAUUAGUUUCCUAAAAUGCAUUUGACCAGAAUUGCUGCAAAUUACAAUAAAGCCUACAUACUUGCA